This is a messenger RNA of Amphimedon queenslandica, 1515 nucleotides long. RefSeq names its product kelch domain-containing protein 1-like. The record is from RefSeq and is a predicted model, not a curated record. NCBI's taxonomy places the organism in Eukaryota, Metazoa, Porifera, Demospongiae, Haplosclerida, Niphatidae. The coding region runs from base 33 to 1391 and encodes 452 amino acids. The transcript has a single exon. Gene Ontology annotation, molecular function: protein binding.
AGCUGCUCUGGGAAAAGGAACGUCAGAACAACAUGUCUUUAUCCACGAGAAGAGUUGGCUCCAGUCUUGUAGUCCUCGGGCACAAACUGUACAAAUGGAGAGGAGACACGGCAUUCACUUCAAAAUCGGAGCCUGAAAGCACUAUCGAGGUAUUUGAUUUUACGACUGGAGAAUGGCGCACCUUUGAAACUUCCCCAGAGUCAGAGGGAGGAGGAGUCUGGGAAGAGUUUGAUUGUGGGAGCAUAGACAUGCCUGAGUCUGUCACAGGGUGUUCAAUGGCCGGAGUAGGAGAAAGCACGCUCUACCUGUUUGGUGGGUUUGGUACAAUGGAGAAAGAGGUGUACUAUAGAGGGCUGUUCAGGCUCGACGUCAACACUUGGAAGUGGAAGAGACUUGAGCCAAUCAACGAUUACGACGGGCCAAUGGCAAAGUAUCUAGCUGGUAUGGUAACGCUGGACGAUAGUCGAGGAUUGCUACUCAUAUUUGGUGGGUUUGGGGUGAUGAACAAGGCUCAGCAGCGCCAGAGAGGAGCCAAUUACUUGUGGAGUCAAGAGUUCAAUGCCGUAUGGACUAAUGAGCUCCAUAUAUUCGACACCAGAGAGUCAGUGUGGAGAGGGAUUGAAACGACCGGAAUGAAACCUCCUCCGUGUGCAGCUGCCUCUUUCACAAGGAUAGAUAGACACAGGAUAGCAUUGUUUGGUGGUAGGCAGCAAAAGGAGAGAGUGAAUGAGUUACAUAUACUUGAUACUUCAUCCUGGCAUUGGUCUGGCCCUAUCAUCCAACCGUCGCCUGAUAAGCCAUGGCCUUCUCCUCGCUCACUCCACACAGCUGUCUCUCUUCUUGAUCCCUUCUAUGUACAGCCUCCUUCCCUAGCUUCUUCCAUUGAGAACAAUACUAAUCCAAGCGAUGCACUGUUUACCAAGCAAAACCUUCUCGUCCUUUGGGGCCAGGAUACUAAUGGAGACCAGCUCUCGCAUGCGUGGCUCCUCGACACGGAAACACUGUCUUGGAAUAUGUAUCGUAGAGUGUUGCCUUGCCAGGGGCGAAAGUGGCACAGCAGUGCUGCUUAUUAUCCUAGUCCUUACGAGGCCGUCGUUGUCACAACUGGAGGAUUCAAUCGGAGCGAGAUGAUGCUGUUUCUUGAUCCAAAGAAUCCCAAUCCGGACACUUUUUAUUUCAAAACCGGAGUCUGUUCACUCUAUCAGCUUUGUCUCCAGUGUAUCAGUUCUAUUGAUGAUGGUAGUGUUGGUGGUAAGGAGAAAUAUACAAAGGUGCUCUUCUGUCUACCCAAGCAUAUACAAAGACAUCUUCAUGAAUUCAAAGUCACCGAAAAGCAAAAUCAACUCAUCCAACUGGUCGAUCAUGGUUCAAAGUUUUGUUUAGAAAAAUAGUCAGUUUUUCACUUUUUUGUACAGCAUAAAAAAAUUUUUUUACAAAAACUUAUAAAUUACCUCAUCAGUUUUGUAUAAACACACACUCAAGAAUUCAUUUUCAAUCAGAGUUAAUAGCAUUGUA